CCUCUUCCUCGGGAAGCAAGAAACAUCGGACUUGAUAUAAGGUGUCAAAAGCUCGCAAAGAUAUCCUAAGCUUUAUACGAAUUUACCUAAAUCUUUUGUCACUCAUGAUCACUUACGGCCUCGUUUAACGGGUUCAAUUCGGCAGGCGGUGACCAGAUUGGGAAGGCGGUGAGAGUCCUCUUCUAUCCUACCUGGAGCACAGAUACAUCGCUUCUUGCAUCUGACUAGCUCAAUUUCCAUUUACCACCGAUCAGAAUGUGGUCGUCGAAAGAGGCCAUUGCUGGCGUCUUCUUGUUUUUAGCUGCUGUUGUUUCCAUCGUCAUUGCUAUUGGCGUCCGGGCUAUCUUUCACAACUUUGCUAGCCGGCCACCUCCUUCACCCAACCUGGGUGACGAUACUCCUCAUGUCACCAUAAUUCGACCCGUUAAGGGCAUCGAGCCUCGACUCUACGAUUGUAUCGCCGCAUCGUUUCGCCAGAACUACCCCCAAGACAAGAUUUCGAUUCGUCUCUGUCUCGAAAAUGACUCCGAUCCGGCGUACCCGAUUCUACAGAGGGUCCUCGAGGACUUUCCCGAUAUUGAUGCGCGUAUCCUGUUUGAGGUAGACGACCUUUCGUUGAAUACGAUGCCGAAUAUGGGACCGAAUCCAAAAAUUCGCAAUAUCAGCCGAGCAUACCGAGAAGCCAGAGGCGAUAUUGUGUGGAUUGUGGAUUGUAACGUCUGGAUGGCCAAGGGAGUCUUGGGGCGCAUGGUUGCUAAGCUCAAGGGUCACCAUGUUGGUGGCGGGAGCAAGCCCUACAAAUUCGUUCAUCAACUUCCCAUUGUUGUUGACUUGAUCGACUAUUCCGCGCCGGUUGCAGCAGACGGUCAGCCCCUGUUAGCUGCCUCCUCUGUUGAAGACGAUGACUUAGAUCUGGGCGGAGGGGGUUCUCAUGGUAACCCCAAGCUUUGGACACAGGGCGGUGGAAGACUUGAUGAGAUGUUCAUGGCAACAUCGCAUGCCAAAUUCUACAGCGCCAUCAACACUUCUGGUCUAGCCCCUUGCGCUGUGGGCAAGAGCACCAUGUUCUGCAAAUCUCAGCUCGAUCAUGCGACGAACCCUUUACUAAAUCCUAAGAUAUCAAGGGGCAAGAACCUCCCAACGGGCGUGGAUUACUUUUCGCACAAUAUUUGCGAAGAUCAUAUGAUCGGCGAUGUCCUUUGGAAUGCUAAAUUUGACGGCUACAAGAACCAUGGGUUAGUCUGGGGUGACAUUGCCGUUCAGCCGAUGUCAGACAUGUCUGUCAAGGCAUAUACAGCACGCCGCUCUCGGUGGCUCAGAGCGAGAAAGUUCACGGUUCUCCCAGCUACAAUGAUUGAGCCAUUCACGGAAUCUUUCGUGUUUGCCACGUAUUUGACCUUUGCAAUUACCACACUGCGGAUAUGUGGCAUACCUCCGACCUGGACUGCCAGGGUGAUCAUCUGGCUCACAACGAUCACUGUCUGGAUGGUAAUCGACUUUUUAGGUUACCGACAUUUGCAUUCUGGCGUCACUGUGGAGGCUGAUGAAGACACACCUCGUUUCGCCAGAGGUUCCAUCAAUCGAGGAGGAAUCAAAAGUCGCAAAUUCUCGGAGUUUUUAGCUGCCUGGAUUGCGCGUGAAGCUCUAGCUCUACCGAUCUGGGCAUACGCAGUCGUCUUCGGGAAUACUGUGAACUGGCGAGGAAGGCGAUUCCGUAUCCGUAGGGAUACAACUGUUGAAGCACUUGACCCCGAAGAAGAAGAACGGAGUCGUCAGGUGCCGACUCCUGAGCUCGAAAGGGGAUCUUCCCAGAAUAAGCAACGGGUUGAUUGAAAGGACCACGAUUGAGCUGAUGACAUGACUUGUAUGAGGUGGAUGGGUAGCAUUGACACGGUAUAGACAUGGAUAAAGUAAUGUGUAACGAUAUGGCUUCAAGGUAAUAGUCGUAAUGAUAGACCAUAGCGAAAACAUAAAUAGAUCAUAGCGUUUUUCACUCGGUUUAUAGCAGCGCUUGAGGCUCAAGCAAUACUUGAUUAUCCGACUGGAAACGAAUCAUCCCAAACGUCGGCGCCUGCAUAUUCUAUACAAAACUACUUAUUUUUAUAUUCAAAGUUCUGAG
Messenger RNA from Fusarium verticillioides 7600, 2119 nucleotides. RefSeq names its product ceramide glucosyltransferase. NCBI's taxonomy places the organism in Eukaryota, Fungi, Ascomycota, Sordariomycetes, Hypocreales, Nectriaceae. Gene Ontology annotation, cellular component: membrane. The transcript has 2 exons. Gene Ontology annotation, biological process: glucosylceramide biosynthetic process. Gene Ontology annotation, molecular function: ceramide glucosyltransferase activity. The coding region runs from base 256 to 1833 and encodes 525 amino acids. The record is from RefSeq and is a predicted model, not a curated record.